AUGGAUCUACUUGAGCAAUUGCUGAAUGUGCAGGAACCAUUGGCACUGCCAGUCAUGCACGAGAAAUUAAACAGGAUGGAUGGGUCUUCAACACCUGCACAAGAUGUGAACUUCCAUCCACACAGCAAUCUCUUCAAAUGGAACAAUGGGGAUUGGCACCUGUUCCACAUUGCAAUCAAGUCCUGCACACCUUACAUGCCACAGUAUCUUGCUACUGCAGAAACACCACUCCCAGCAACAUGCCAUUUGAUCCCACCCUUGAUAGGCACCUUGUGCAGGCUGCAAGUGCCAUUGCAAGAGAAUUGGGCACAGCUGCAAGGGACCAGUAUGUCUGUGGUAGAGAUGGGUAUCCUCUACUUGGCAUGCCAGAUCAAGGUGGCCUCUGUACAUCUGAAGCAGACUGCCAAUAUCAUGGGGUGGCCCAUGCAUUGGUUUGCAAACCUAGCAAUGGACUUGAAUCAGCUUAAUAGCUUGAUUCUGGUGAUGGUAUUGCAUGCCAGUUAUACUCCUCCCCUCCUGGCAUGCUACCAUGCAUACCUCAGACACCAAGAUAAUGAGCUAAUUCCCCUUAGUGCAUUUUGCAUAAUCAACACUAUCAGCACCAUCAUCCUGCAUUGGACCCCACAUGCAGCUGAUCCCAAUUCUGGCUUUGCAUUCCCUUGGUGGCUAUAUCAUUCUGAGGAAUAUGCGGCAGAUUCCCAAAGAUUGCAAGGCAAGGGAUUGUUUUCUGUCACCUGGGAUUUUUUUAGGUUGAUGAUGGCCCAGGGCUUAUGGCCAUUGCCUGAGGUGCCAAUUGCAGACAAUCUUGAUGGCCAUAUUGAGGAGCAGAAAUAUGCUGAUGUUGUCAAUGGUCAGGGUCAACAAAUUGACCAUUUCUAUGCUAGGUGCACCUGCCCAUUUGCAAAAUCUUGGCAACACCACCCAUCCAAAGUUCAAGAGCCAGCAUAUCCUAAUAAAAUACAAGAGCUGCAGCACCAUACAGGUGACCCUGGUCACUGCACACAUGAGAGAGGGGCAUGUGCGAGUGCCCAAGACCCACCAAAUAGUCCCCAGACACCAGCCGAACACCCAAGGGAGGGAGUCAGCACUAUAGCUGCUAAACAGCAAGCAGCGGAGGAGACGAGCUGCAAGGAGUCAGGUGGGCAUGCCGAACCCAAGGUCGCAGCUGAGCAAUGCAAAUGUGAGGCUAUCGAGCCAGCGCUGGACCUAACUCUUCAAAUGGAAGCACGCACUGCCAAGAAUUUACUACGAAUGCCUACAAAGUACAGUCAAGCUAAACCCCCUAUGACAGACUGCAUACUGGAGUCACCAACUGAGCGGGGACGAGUACCGCUCGAGGGGGAGUGUGGUGGUAAUGCGAGCAGCUAUGCAAAUGGCCAAAACACGAGUGGAAAGGAUCUUCGACAUCACGCAAACAAGUCAGCUGGUAGUGAGAGCCAUCAGCACAUGAUUAUGAAGAUGCUGGAAGUAUCAAGGGUCAGCAGCAGAACAGUCAAGAAUGGGAAAGACGCACCGAAAGUGGGAGCACAGCCAGUAAAUGCUGGAAACGACCAGGACAGCAGUGGCAGUUGCAACACUGGCUCGCACAGAGUCGAGGACGCGUCACCACCCAUGGCUGCAACUCAGUACACCUAUGGAGACACCCUCAACAGGCCAGAGCUGCACAGCAGUGCACCUGGAGGCACAGGACUGCGCGUCGAGCAAGAUUGCACAUUGGCAAUAACAAACGAGACCUGUAGGUGUCAGUACACACCAGAGGAGCACCCGAAGGAAGGAAUUGGCACUACGGCUGUUGAACAGCACGCAGUGGGGUCCAGCGAGGUGCAAGAGGCCAAGAUGCUGACCUCUGUACUGAAACAUCGAUGUGGACAUAUCAAGUUCGAGGUUCCAGGGCAAGCUUUCACUUUCGAAGGCAUCAAAAGUCUGCUUGAGGUGUUAGGCACAAUCACGCCCAUUGCAGCAAGCAUAGAGAGCGAGACGCUCGAACCAGGUGACGACAACGGCAUGCCUAGCAGCGGCAAUGGCAACUCAGAGCGAGUCGGAGAAGCGGUGCUACCUGGAAAGGCUAGUCAGCAUGACAGCCGAAGCACGAACACAAAAGAUGACAUACCUGCAUCGUCAAAACCACCUACGGAGCAUGUGGAGCACCUCCAUGGAAUCUAUAGGCCAAGGCAUCGACGCGGACACAUCAAAAUGGUACCUAAAGAGGACCAUGCCAAGUCAACCUCAGGACUACAAGGACACAUGGACGGCCAAACAGUAUAUAUUCGAGCGAGCAAGCGCACUCACAAGGCUUGUGCAGUGCUGGAAGAUGCGACAGGACGACGUGCGACCUUUUACCCUGUGCCGUUUCAGGGGGAGUGUUGGAGUGAAAUGACCUCUGUCCUUACUUGGACUUAG
Messenger RNA from Pisolithus orientalis, 2400 nucleotides. RefSeq lists its product as uncharacterized. The record is from RefSeq and is a predicted model, not a curated record. Bases 1 to 2400 code for a protein of 799 amino acids. The transcript has 12 exons. NCBI's taxonomy places the organism in Eukaryota, Fungi, Basidiomycota, Agaricomycetes, Boletales, Pisolithaceae.